CAUUAGAAAACUAAAUUAAUUAUCAUGCCCAUAACCUAAAAGGACCCUUUACCCCAUGCACUAUCUCUAGUGUAAGAAAUCCUUUUGCUAUCCUAUCUUCAAAAUCUAACUCAGAAAACCACAAUUCAAGGCAACAUAGUCAUUCCCUACCACCACAAUUCCAUCUCCAAUCAAAACCAUGCCAACAAUUAAACCAUCAAAGAUCUUCACUUUCAUCCUUGUGCUUAUUUCUGUCACUACUCCCAUCAAGGGUCAGGAAUCAAGGAAGCUUGAUGAGACCACAAAUGGUAAUGAGAAGUGCUCACCAUGUGAAGGUGGUUCCACCCCAUCACCACCGACAAUAGAGUAUUUAUCACCACCACCACCAAUAAUCUAUCCCUCACCGCCGCCGCCAUCGCCGCCCCCACCAUACUUGUAUUCAUCACCACCACCACCGUCACCCAAAAAACCACCAUCAUCAUAUUGCCCUCCACCACCGUCAUCAGCAUACUUGUACCUGACGGGUCCACCAGGGAACUUGUACCCAGUGGAUGAGAAUUUCAGCGGAGCUAGUCCAAACCGCCACCAAAAUUUGGAUUUGUACUUGCCACUUUCGGUGGUUGUCGUGUUGAGCAUGAUGAUCUUUUGGUGAUUAGCUUGUCAAGAAAUUAAUUCAGAUCAUUCAGAUGUGUACGAGAUUAUUCAUGGAUUAGUCCAAGGUCUCAAGAAAGGUAAUAAGGAGGAGAGUUUUGUACUCAAAUAAUUUCAUUGUUGCAAAUUAAUGUUCCCCAGUUCUUCCUUUAAUUUCUGAUCCCAAUUUGUACAAUAUAACAGCAAUAAUCACUAUGAAAUUAGUUUCUGCGGUUUUCUGCUA
Messenger RNA from Vigna radiata var. radiata (mung bean), 853 nucleotides. Its product is annotated as extensin-2. The transcript has a single exon. Lineage: Eukaryota; Viridiplantae; Streptophyta; Magnoliopsida; Fabales; Fabaceae. The coding region runs from base 179 to 631 and encodes 150 amino acids. The record is from RefSeq and is a predicted model, not a curated record.